Molecule: messenger RNA, 4605 nt
Organism: Passer domesticus (house sparrow)
Lineage: Eukaryota; Metazoa; Chordata; Aves; Passeriformes; Passeridae
Gene: PDS5B
Product: PDS5 cohesin associated factor B
Exons: 35
Coding region: 157-4503 (1448 amino acids)
Biological process (GO): mitotic sister chromatid cohesion; DNA repair
Cellular component (GO): nucleus; chromatin
Source: RefSeq, a predicted model, not a curated record
GGGGCGAGCUGCGGAAGGGGAGGGGGCUGGCGGCGAUUGGCUGCGGCGGCGGCGGCGGCAGCGCCUCUCCGAGCCCGGAGCGGCGGCAGCGCGGAGCGGACCCGCCUGCGACCAGCGAGGCGAGGCGGCUGCAGCGGGUUUUAAAACCGUGAAAUCAUGGCUCAUUCAAAGACAAGAGCCAAUGAUGGAAAAAUCACAUAUCCUCCAGGAGUCAAAGAAAUCUCUGAUAAAAUAUCUAAAGAAGAGAUGGUGAGAAGGCUAAAGAUGGUUGUGAAAACUUUCAUGGAUAUGGACCAGGACUCUGAAGAAGAAAAGGAGCUCUACCUAAAUCUUGCUUUACAUCUUGCUUCAGAUUUUUUCCUCAAACAUCCUGAUAAGGAUGUACGUUUGUUGGUAGCAUGUUGUCUUGCUGAUAUUUUCAGAAUUUAUGCCCCUGAAGCUCCAUACACUUCACCGGACAAACUGAAGGAUAUAUUUAUGUUCAUAACAAGGCAACUUAAAGGUUUAGAAGAUACAAAAAGCCCCCAGUUUAAUCGAUACUUUUAUUUGCUUGAGAACAUUGCUUGGGUCAAGUCUUAUAACAUAUGCUUUGAAUUAGAAGACAGCAAUGAGAUUUUUACACAACUGUAUAGAACACUGUUUUCAGUAAUAAACAAUGGUCAUAACCAAAAAGUACACAUGCACAUGGUUGAUCUAAUGAGCUCUAUCAUUUGUGAGGGAGAUACUGUGUCACAGGAGCUUUUGGAUACAGUGUUAGUUAAUCUAGUGCCAGCACAUAAGAAUUUAAACAAGCAAGCCUAUGAUUUGGCAAAGGCUUUACUAAAGAGGACAGCGCAAGCAAUUGAACCAUACAUUACUAAUUUCUUCAAUCAAGUCCUCAUGCUUGGUAAAACAUCAAUUAGUGACCUGUCAGAGCAUGUGUUUGAUUUGAUUCUGGAGUUAUACAAUAUUGACAGUCACCUCUUGCUUUCUGUACUACCACAGCUCGAAUUCAAACUUAAGAGCAAUGACAAUGAAGAACGUCUGCAGGUUGUAAAACUUCUAGCAAAAAUGUUUGGGGCGAAGGAUUCCGAGCUGGCAUCUCAAAACAAACCACUUUGGCAGUGCUACCUGGGAAGGUUUAAUGAUAUCCACGUACCUAUUCGCCUUGAGUGUGUCAAAUUUGCAAGUCACUGCCUCAUGAACCACCCUGAUCUGGCCAAGGACUUAACAGAAUAUCUGAAAGUAAGGUCACAUGAUCCUGAGGAGGCCAUACGGCAUGAUGUUAUAGUAUCCAUAGUUACUGCUGCUAAAAAAGAUCUUUUGCUUGUCAAUGAUCACCUGCUAAAUUUCGUCAGAGAAAGGACACUGGACAAGCGGUGGAGAGUGAGGAAGGAAGCUAUGAUGGGACUUGCACAGAUAUACAAGAAAUAUUCAUUGCAAUCAGAAGCAGGAAAAGAAGCUGCAAAACAGAUAUCUUGGAUCAAAGAUAAACUUCUGCAUAUAUAUUAUCAAAACAGUAUUGAUGACCGGUUACUUGUUGAACGCAUAUUUGCUCAGUACAUGGUCCCUCAUAACUUGGAAACAAACGAACGAAUGAAAUGUUUGUAUUACCUUUACGCAACACUGGAUUCAAAUGCUGUGAAAGCAUUGAAUGAAAUGUGGAAAUGUCAAAAUCUGCUACGACAUCAAGUAAAGGAUUUAGUUGACCUAAUAAAACAACCCAAAACAGAUGCCAGCAGUAAAGCUAUAUUCUCAAAAGUGAUGGUUAUAACAAGAAACCUUCCUGAUCCAGGGAAAGCUCAAGAUUUCAUGAAAAAGUUCACACAAGUUCUAGAAGAUGAUGAAAAAAUAAGAAGUCAGUUAGAAAUGCUUGUUAGCCCAACAUGUUCUUGCAAACAGGCUGAAGGAUGUGUGAGGGAAAUAACAAAGAAGUUGGGCAAUCCAAAGCAACCAACAAAUCCUUUCCUGGAAAUGAUAAAGUUUCUUCUUGAGAGAAUUGCUCCUGUGCACAUUGAUACCGAAUCCAUCAGUGCCCUUAUCAAGCAAGUGAACAAGUCUAUAGAUGGAACAGCUGAUGAUGAAGAUGAGGGUGUACCUACUGACCAGGCAAUCAGAGCAGGUCUUGAAUUGCUGAAGGUACUUUCGUUUACGCACCCUAUCUCAUUUCAUUCAGCUGAAACUUUUGAAUCUCUCCUCGCUUGCUUGAAAAUGGAUGAUGAAAAAGUGGCAGAAGCUGCAUUACAAAUUUUUAAAAAUACAGGAAGUAAAAUUGAAGAAGACUUUCCUCACAUACGAUCUGCUUUGCUUCCAGUGUUGCAUCAUAAAGCUAAAAAGGGACCCCCUCGUCAAGCCAAGUAUGCUAUUCACUGCAUCCAUGCAAUAUUUUCCAGCAAAGAAACGCAGUUUGCACAGAUAUUUGAGCCACUGCAUAAAAGUCUGGAUCCAAGCAAUUUUGAGCACCUCAUUACGCCGUUGGUUACUAUUGGCCAUAUAGCCAUGCUUGCACCUGACCAGUUUGCUGCCCCUUUGAAAUCUUUGGUUGCUACUUUUAUUGUUAAAGAUUUGUUAAUGAAUGAUAGGCUUCCAGGAAAAAAGACAACAAAACUUUGGGUCCCAGAUGAAGAAGUGUCUCCUGAAACCCUUGUGAAAAUUCAGGCCAUCAAGAUGAUGGUUCGAUGGUUGCUAGGAAUGAAGAACAACCACAGCAAGUCAGGUACUUCUACUCUGAGAUUGCUAACAACAAUAUUGCACAGUGAUGGAGAUUUAACAGAGCAGGGGAAAAUAAGUAAACCUGACAUGUCUCGCUUGAGGCUGGCUGCAGGGAAUGCUAUUGUGAAGUUGGCACAAGAACCUUGUUACCACGAAAUCAUCACCUUAGAACAAUACCAGCUGUGUGCACUAGCCAUAAAUGAUGAAUGUUACCAAGUGAGACAAAUAUUUGCUCAGAAACUUCACAAAGGCCUUUCUAGACUACGGCUGCCACUAGAAUAUAUGGCUAUUUGUGCACUGUGUGCAAAAGAUCCCGUGAAAGAGAGAAGAGCUCAUGCUAGGCAGUGCCUUGUGAAGAACAUAAAUGUCAGAAGGGAAUAUCUGAAGCAACAUGCAGCAGUUAGUGAGAAACUGUUGUCACUUCUACCAGAGUAUGUUGUUCCUUAUACUAUCCAUCUUCUAGCUCAUGACCCAGAUUAUGUCAAAGUCCAGGACAUUGAACAACUCAAGGACAUUAAAGAGUGCCUGUGGUUCAUACUGGAAAUAUUAAUGGCUAAAAAUGAAAAUAACAGUCAUGCCUUUAUCAGAAAAAUGGUAGAAAAUAUCAAACAGACUAAGGAUGCUCAAGGACCAGAUGAUCAAAAAAUGAAUGAAAAACUAUAUACAGUCUGUGAUGUAGCAAUGAAUAUCAUUAUGUCAAAGAGUACAACAUACAGUUUGGAAUCCCCUAAAGACCCUGUACUUCCAGCCAGAUAUUUUACUCAACCUGACAAGAAUUUCAGUAACACCAAAAAUUAUCUUCCUCCAGAAAUGAAGUCUUUUUUCACCCCUGGAAAGCCCAAAGCAGCCAAUGUUCUUGGAGCAGUUAAUAAGCCUCUUUCGUCAGCAGGCAAGCAGUCUCAAUCCAAAUCUUCACGAAUGGAAACUGUAAGCAAUGCCAGCAGCAGUUCAAAUCCAAGCUCUCCGGGAAGGAUCAAAGGGAGGCUUGACAGUACUGAAAUGGACCACAGUGAAAAUGAAGAAUUCACACUGACUUCACCCUUACCAGGAAAGAAAACUGACAAAAGGGACGACUCUGAUCUUGUAAGGUCCGAGAUGGAGAAGCCUAGAGGAAGGAAGAAAGCCACUAUCACAGAUUCAGAGGAGAAGCUAAGCAUAGAUGACCUGAAUAAACUGGGUCAAGAGCAGAAGCUUAGAGGUAGUCAACGGGGAAGGAAGAGACCUGCAGUUGUAUCAGAAGCUGAUGAAACACAAUGGCAAGAGGAAAAACGGCUAAAAGAAGAUGUGAUAGAAAGUGAGGAUGAACAGAACAGUCCACCAAAGAAAGGGAGAAGAGGACGCCCUACCAGAACAAAUAAUGGGGCAACACCAAAGGAAGAACCAGUGGCAAAGUCAUCAAAAAGGAGCAAAAAAAAACAACCGCCAGCAGCUGCAGUGGAAGAGGAGGAGGAGGAGGAAGAAAGGCAAACUGAAAACAUUGAACAAAAACCAAAAGGCAGGCAAAAUAGGACAUCAAAAAGAACACAGCAGAGAGCAGAGCCAUCUGAAAGUAGUACAGUUGAAUCAGCACAGUCUACGCCACAGAAAAGACGAGGAAGGUCAUCACAAACACCACCAGCACAGCAAAAAAAAGUCCGUGCAGGGCGUUCUAAACAAGCAGCCAGUAAAGAGAAUGAAUCCAGUGAAGAGAUGGAUGUGUUUCAAAGUGGUUCACCUGUCAGUGAUGAUAUUCCUCAGGAAGAAGUAAUGGAAGAAGAGGAAGUUUCCACAAUCAAUGUCCGUCGCAGAACUUCCAAAAGGGAAAGACGAUGAGUGAACAUGUAGUUACCAGCCUUCCAGGUGAAAGCUUUGAAGAAUGCUUUUAAUAUAAAGCUUGAGACUGAAUGAAGCUGUUAGUGCACAAAUGGGGUUGCU